Messenger RNA from Colius striatus (speckled mousebird), 11936 nucleotides. RefSeq names its product family with sequence similarity 219 member A (gene FAM219A). Lineage: Eukaryota; Metazoa; Chordata; Aves; Coliiformes; Coliidae. The coding region runs from base 169 to 726 and encodes 185 amino acids. The record is from RefSeq and is a predicted model, not a curated record. The transcript has 6 exons.
GCGGCGGGGCUGAGUCACGUCGGCGGCGAGCGGCGGCGGCGAUGAGGCAGCAGCCGCGGCGGGCGGCGGUGUUGUCGUCCUUCCACGCCUGAGGAACCCGCCUUUUUCCUCUCCCGCCCGCCUUUCUCUUCUCCUGCCUGCCUGUCGCGCCCCAGCGCCUCCGCCACCAUGAUGGAGGAGAUAGACCGGUUCCAGGUGCCCGCCGUGCGCGCCGAGAUGCAGCCGCUGGAUCCAACAGCUGCAUCUAUUUCGGACAGGGAUUGUGAUACCAGAGAGGGAGAGACUGUGGCCAUGAACUAUAAGCCGUCCCCACUUCAAGUGAAACUAGAGAAGCAGAGGGAGCUGGCUCGGAAGGGCUCCCUGAAGAAUGGCAACAUGGGAAGCCCAGUUAAUCAGCAGCCCAAGAAGAACAACGUGAUGGCACGAACAAGGCUCGUUGUUCCCAAUAAGGGCUACUCAUCGUUAGACCAGAGCCCAGAUGAAAAGCCGCUGGUAGCCCUGGAUACGGACAGUGAUGAUGACUUUGACAUGUCCAGAUACUCUUCCUCGGGAUACUCAUCAGCUGAGCAGAUCAACCAAGACUUGAACAUCCAACUGCUAAAGGAUGGGUACCGGUUAGAUGAGAUCCCAGAUGACGAGGACCUCGACCUAAUCCCCCCUAAAUCAGUCAACCCCACCUGCAUGUGUUGCCAAGCCACCUCCUCCACCGCCUGUCACAUCCAGUAGUGAGGCCGGCAGGCUGUGAUCAGUGCUUUCCACUAUAACUGUAAAACUUAACAGCCAUUGCUUCCUCCUAUGGUAGGACGUGCACCUCUUUGUGUUCAUGGAGCCAGGAGAAACCAAAAAAUUCAUUUUAUGAUUGGUUGAUAAAUUAUUUUAAACUACAAUUAAACAAACGAUAAGUUGCUCAAAGUGCCAGGCAGCGCCUGGCAGAACUGACUGAUCUGGAGAGCGAAUGCAAAGGGGUCCAGAGAUACCUCCUUGAUUUGUGUAGGCACUGGGGAUAUUUUAUAAAGUGUCUGUUCUAGAAUAGGAAGGGGUAGAUGGAGCUGCAGGUAAUCCUGCCCACGGAAACCAAUCCAUCUGCGAGAUCAGCAGUCUGAGGUGUCAGGGUUUUACCAGUGAGAGGAGGUCAGUUCUUAAUUCAUUCACUAAACCUGUUCCAUUUGCAUAACCAAAAUGAUGCUGUAACUGGGGCACAGGAAUGGAAACAGAGCUGGGCAUCCUCUCUUAUGGCAAGGCUAUCCAGGACUAGCAUGACACAGUUCAUUCACAUUGCAAAGGUGGCAUUUCACUGCGAGUCAGUACUAGCUGGAACUGUCAUGUCACAUGCUCAUAGUUCCACAUUAAAUUACCACCAAACACAUGAGAUUUGAUCUGCAAUCCCUCUGUGCUUUUCAGAUAUUCAGUCCUUGCCCAUACUCUUGAGUUCGGUCCAGUCACAUGUACUGACUUCAGCCUAUGCUUCUAUCCCAUGAGACCCACUUGCUUCCAAAAACCCGAAACUUUGUCCAAGUAAGAAGCUUUGUUCAUGCAUGAGUCCUGCAUGGCACAGGACUACAGCUGGAGGGUCUGAAGGUUGGUGCUGGAAAAGCUAGUUGAAGAUUGAACAUUUUUACAGUGCUCUUGGCACUGUGUCUCUUCAUACCUAUGGGAGAGAUUUGUUAAUGCUGAAGGCGACCAAGGGGUGAUGUCAGACUUUAGGGGAGUUUCCAACAACGGCAGGAUUAUGAACAGCUUCAGCUUAAAAAAACCCAUGAGAGUAAACUACUGUUUGUCCCAUAUCCACCCACUUACAAAACAGAUUUUAUCUGUGUUAGAGCUGUCCCAUGUCAGGAGCAACUGUGUUUGUUUAGUGCUGGAAUAGUCAGGAAACCUGGCACUGCAGUAGGUUGCUGGACUGAACUGCCAGCUCACCAGCAGAUUGUUUAAAAUGCAAAGUCAUUUCUGGAACUGGGAAAUGUGUCCUCUCCCUGGCUUCAGCAUAUGUGGGGAUCAGGCCAGGAAUGGGCUGGCAUUUUUCUCAGUGUCUUAAUCUUUUAUCCACUGGCACAGAUGUGUGUGCCAGGAGAAAGGACUGCCCUGUCUUGGGUCAUCACUUGCUUUAUAGCCUGUGGAAGAGAAAAAGCAAGGGCAUUUUUGCUUCUAUAAGAAUUCACAAUUUACUGCCCCCAGGCAGACAGAUUCCUCCAUCUGAAAUCUGCAUGAAGUGAGUGGAGUCUUUGAGAUGUCCUCUUCGUAGUUAGGAAGUUGAUUUAACAUCCUGGGGUUUCACUCUGUGCAGUGCUAAGCAUGAUAUCAUCCACAGCAUACGCAGAAGAGCAGACACACAAGAUUCCUGUGCUUUAUUAUUCACUAGCUGGUAUGGGCAACUGUUGACGCUGUGUUUGCCUUCCUUCCCUCAAACAAGCACACUGCCACCCUGUCUCCAGGCCACAGGAAGAUGGCUGCCUGGUGCUGUUUACUGAGCAUUCCUGCCUCCUCAUGCAGAAGUGUUGGUAAACUUGCCAGCUGCUCUAGGAAGAGUGUUCCUUAAGUGAAUUUCUCACUCUUUGUCACCACUUGAUAAUGCUGAGUGAGAAUAUUUCCAAAAUACAGCUGAGGCUGAGGUUAGCAAGUUGACGGGGGGAAAGGGAAGAAGUCUAUCAAUAUGGUAUAGAAAGAAAAGACAGAAGAACAUACAGAGUCUUGUGGGGAUUUUUCUAGGGGUAUGAUAGAAUCAUAGAGUGGUGGGCGUUGGAAGGGACCUUUAGACAUCAUCGAGUCCAGCCCCCCUGCAGAAGCAGGGUCACCUAGAUCAGGUCACACAGGAAUGUGUUCAGGCGGGUCUCAAAGACCUCCAGAGAAGGAGACUCCACACCCUUCCUGAGCAGCCUGUGCCAGGGCUCCCUCACCUCAACAGGGAAAUAGUUUUUGCUUGUGCUUAAAUGGAACUUCUUGUGUUCCAGCUUCAUACCAUUACCCCUCAUCCUGUCACUAGAUACAACACAAAAAAAGGGAUGUCCCAACUUCCUGACACCCACCAUUUAUAUACUUAUUAAUGAGGUCCCUCCUCAGUCUCCUUUUCUCCAGACUAAACAGCCCCAGUUCCCACAGCCUUUCCUCAUAAUGAAGAUGCUCCAGUCCCCUGAUCAUCUUGGUAGCCCUGCGCUGGACUCCCCAGCACUUCCCUGUCCCUCUUGAGCUGGGGAACCCAGAACUGGACACAGGACUCCAGAUGAGGCCUCACCAGGGCAGAGGAGAGGGGGGGAAGAACCUCCCUUGACCUGCUGACCACACUCUUCUUGAUGCAUCCCAGGAUGCCAUUGUCAUUCUUGGCCACGAGGGCACAUUGCUGGCUCAUGGUUAGUUUGCUCCCCAGCAGAACUCAGAGAGAGACCUGGGAGGUGACAACAUUCAGGAUGAGUUGUUCCAUCACUUUUCCAGGGAUAGAGGUGAGGCUGACCAGCCUGUAGUUUCCUGGGUCGCCCUUCCUGCCCUUUUUGAAGACUGGAGUGACAUUGGCCUUUCUCCAGUCCUCAGGCACCUCACCUGUCCUCCAUGAUUGUUCAAAAAUGAUAGCGAGAGGCUUAGCAAUCACAUCAGCCAGCUCCCUCAGCACUCUAGGAUGCAUCCCAUCAGGACCCAUUGACUGAUGAGCCUUAAGCUUGGCCAGCAAGUCUUUAACCUCUUCCUCUUCCACCUUCUGCUGUCCUGGCCAUCCUGUUAUCAUUGCUGGACUGGACUUCCUGAGAGCUGGCCUUGGCUGUAAAGACUGAAGCAAAGAAGGCAUUCAGUACUUCGGCCUUCUCUGCAUCCUCUGUCACCAGGGCACCCUCUGUGUUCAGCAGUGGGCCCACAUUCCCCCUCAUCUUCCUUUUGCUACUAAUGUACCUGAAAAACCCAUUAUUGCUUUCCUUUAUUUUCCUGGCCAGGUUUAAUUCCAGAAGGGCUUUAGCCUUCCUAGUUGCACCCCUGCAUGCCCUGGCAAUGUUCCUGUACUCUUCCCAAGAAACCAAGCCCUGUUUCCAGCUCUCAUAGAUGGCUGCUUUCUGCCUGAGUUAUCCCAGCAGAUCCUUGCUCAUCCAUGGAGGCCUCCUACCUCCUUUUCCCUCUUUUCUACAUAUGGGGACACACUGAUACUGGGCUUGGAGGAAGAGGUGCCUGAAGAUUGAUCAGCUCUCUUAGGUACUUCUACCUUCUAGGAUCUUAUCCCAUGAGAUCCGUCCAAGCAGGUCUUUGAAGAGGCCUCAUCCACUUCCUGCUCCUGAUCAGGUGUCCUGUAGCAAACUUCUGCAGCAGCAUCAUCCACCUUACCCUGCCCCUUAGUUUUCACCAACAACCACUCAACCUGCCCCUCCUCCCCACCCAGGCAGAGCUCAAUGCACGUUAAUUGCUCCCUCACAUAGAGAGCAACUCCACCUCCACGCCUUGUCAGCCUGUCUCUCCUGAACAAUCCAUGGCCCUCCAUGGCUGUGCUCCAGCCAUGGCAGCUGUCCCACCAUGUCUCUGUGACUGUAAUGAGGUUGUAGCCCCACAUCCUCAUAGAAUCAUAGAAUGGUUCCAUCUCAUCUCAUUCACAUCUCCAGUUCCUCCUGCUUAUUCCCCAGGCUGUGUGCAUUGGUGUAGAGGCAGCGCAGGGGCUUACUCAAACACUUAAACACACAGGUUUCCGUGGCUGGAUGCAGGAGGAUCCUCCCUGGUUUGGCUUUCCCUCAGGGUGGUCAGCCUUCUGCAUCUCAACGCGCUGUGUGGCUGAGGGACGCUUACUAUUGCAUUCCCUGCCCUGCCCUGUUUGAAUGAUGACUUGUUCUAUGUUACUUCUCCCUGCACCCCCCAAGUCCUUUAGUUUAAAGCCCUCUUUAUCAAGUUGAGUAGCCUAUUCCCAAAUAUUGCAGUGCCCUUAUGAGAGAGAUGAAUUCCACCCUGCCCUGUCAAGUUAUAGUCCCCAAAGAAGGUUCUGUUGUCAUAAAAUCCAAAACCUUCCUGCUGGCACCAACCUCUUAGAGGGGCUUUGUAGUUCGCAUAGGUACCAUGCAACGUCUCAAUCCCAUUUAUCCUCUGUGCCUUCCAGGCGGGCUGCAUGUGCUCAGCCCUUCCUACAGCCCUUGCUCAUGAGUUUGGAUCAUUCAGCAUGCCUGCUAGGGCAACAAGCUAUCCAAUUGUGUGGAUCCAGCUACAGAGGACUGCAGGUCCCACUGAUCACUGUCAUGCAGCCAUCUUGUUUGGUCUAGGAGUGAGGUUUGCUGACACUUUGUCUCCCAGGGUUAAUGCCUCUGCUCUGAAGGACAGAUCUUCACUGAUAAGCACUGCCCCAUGGCACCACGACCAAGUCCUUUUAUUGCCUCUAUUGCUGUUUUUUGCCUGUCAUGUGCCUCAAGGUAUUCCUCAACCCUGCAACUGCCCUCAGCCCUUUGCAUCGUGUGACGUGCAUCUGCUUUGAGUACAGCCCUUUUAGGGAGGGAGGGAGGGAGAUGAAUUUAAAUGUUAUACCCAGUGCUUCCUCCAAAUACAGACCGAAGCACAAGCCAAAUAUUUUUCCCUGUGCACAGGAGUGUGCUGCACAAAUAGCUGGUUUGGGAUGACAGUACAGGAACAUAAAAUGGCAAUUUUUUGGCUUCUCCUCUCUAUGCUUUGUGUUCAUAUAUUUUACUAGGGGGAUAAAGUAGAAAGGGUGGGGAAAAGUAGUUAUCUCUGUAGGGUUAUUAUCAGGAAGGCUGAACAGAUUUUGGCAGUGCAUAUGUGGCUAUCAUAGAAAAUUGAACACUAAGCCUUCUGAACCACAGCCCCUGAAGCAGGUUAUGACCAUGUGGCAUGUUUGUCGGCUCAUUAUGGAGUGUGAGGGACAGCCCAUCAGUAUGUAUUAACUACAGAUUGGGCUGACUCUCACUCUGGUCUUGCGUUUAGACCUUUGCCUCGGCCAGAAUGUUUUUCCUUGUGCCCUUGUUGGAGGUUGCACUGUGGUGACUUCCCAGGAAAGUGUAUAGAUACGUGGCCACUCUGACACUGCUCUCCUCGGACGAGUCUCUGAUGCUGUGGCCUGGGGAAGGCAAAAGCAAAGAGCAUGGACUCUGAUUCUCUGUCACAGUGUGAUACAGUCUUAAGAUCUGCAGAGCUGCUGGGCACUCUCCUAAAUGCAGAUUGCAUGCAAGAAAGCAAAUUGUUCCUUGUUACAGUCUUUGCAACAAACCAGAUGGUCUUCUCAGGCCCUACUUUCAGUCCAAAGUUGUACAGCAUACCAAGGGCAGGAGCACCAUGGUGUAUAAAAGGCUGCAUCGCUGUUGGUCUAAAUUACCAUGCAAAUGGAAUUUAAGGAUAUUGAUGAUGCAGCCUCAACAAAGAAAUUUGCAUUUGAUGCCUCCUAAAGCCAGACUGGCUUUUUGUCAGGAUUCUGUGUAAUUUCAGUCACCAAAUUACCCGAGUUUAAGCAAGUCCUGUCCCUUUAUCAUCUGCUAAUUUUGCCCUUUCAUGUGAGCUGGCUUUGAACACCAGGAUCUCAGCACUCAACUCUAUUUCUCUGGUCUGCAAAUUCCCCAUUUGCAGAUGUCUCUGUGAGGAGAAACAUUCUCCUCCUGUUGAGGAAGAUCUUCAGAUAGCAUGGUCUAGGAUGAAAAUUAACUCCAUCCCAGCUUGGAGGAGCAUAUCUUCACGUCCGAUGUUGCUGCAUGUCUUACCCCAAUAUGUAGGCUUGGCCAUUGGGUCUGCUAUGCUGUCUAGUUGUCUUGCCUGCAGAUGCCUUGCAACUAAAAAAAACUGGGGGGAAGCUACUGCAUGGACUUUGAAAGGGUCUUCAGGGCACUCCCCCAUGAAUAGUAUGGACUCAGCUGCUUCUGCUUUGUCUCUCUAGCUCCUUUCCCAAAAGAAAGUCUUCACUCUGCUCAGCUUUGUGCUGGCUGACACAUUGGUCUGCAGUCCUGAGAGGAAUCCUUUCCUCUCUGUGCAGCCUGUCCUUGGGCUGACAUAUGAGCUAUACAACAGCAUGCUUGAAAAGUACAGCGCCCUGUAUGUGACUCCACAGAAACAUGCUUUUGAAGAAGGGAAGGACCCAGCUGGGCACCAGAUGGAACAACAGGAAAAGGAAAACAAGUAGAAACUACAAAGGUUGCCAAGAGCUGUCUUGGCCUAGGGCAGAUCCCAGUUGUCCGAAUUAAUCUGUCUCAGAGCAGUGCUGCUACCAGCAGGGAGCAAAGCUCGAUUUCAGAUGCACACACCAGAAACACCAUGUCCCUGAGCUGGCACCAUGGCCAAAUACUACUGCAGAGAGUGCACUGGGCUGUUAGAACACAGAAAUGAGAUCAGAAGUCCCUUGCUGCUGCUGGCACGUGGUACACAUCUGCUCUAAGCCCAGGCAGGUCACAUCCUUGUGUCCAUUCCCUUUUGCAGCACAGGGGGGAAAUCUGCCUUCCCAAGAUGCUACAACCAUCCCCAAGUGUGUGAUGUGCACCAUUGAUAGGACAAGCAAAGAUGCAAAAGGCAUGCUAUAGAUAUUCUAUACAUAUUUGCAAGGUGUUACCCUGCUUUCCCUCUGUUUAUCAGCUUCUGAUGUUGUUUACAUGUGCCAGAAGGCUGCAGGGUGUAGGUUAGUAGAGAGAUUAAGGAGCUUUGGGGGAAGAUGUUUGGCAAGGAUGUUUUUCCCGGUUAUUUGGCAACUUGCUCUCAAACAACUGGCUUCUCAAUAUGUGUGCUGCCACAGGGAACAUGCAAGAAGAUUUGGCAGCCCAACAGCACCAUCCCCUGCUAGUGGAAUUACAGACUUUAGGAAUGCAACUGGGACAGCAAGUGCUGAUGGAGGGAAGAGAGCAUUGGAAGAUCCAUUUGGGAUAUUCCCACCGCAGUUUCAUGUUCUUACUUCUAGUAUCCAUAUAAUCACCUGAGGGUAUAAAGUGGCAGUUUUACGUGGGCUCUUCCUUCAAUUUUACAUUUUUGAAGCUCACGUGGGGUAGGGCCACUCUUAGCUAUAAUGAAGUAGGCUUUGUCACCUGGCUGCUGCUUGACUCAGCAAGCAAGGCUACAUGUUCAAAAGACACAUCUGCAUAGAUGGGCAGUAACAUGUGGUGAGUUGAGCAAGGAGAAGGCAUGGGAGGUUCUUCAUUUUAAGAUGCUUUUCAUCUCUAGGUGAUUGCAUCCUUGUAAUUUCCUUUCAAGGCUUUCCUGUGAGAAUAAUUGCUACAGCCCUGAACCAGAUUUCAUCACAAAAACCCUUCUCUUGUCACAGAGCCACCCAAGUUCUGAAGCAGAAGGGCCAGCAGUUUAGCACAGAGGAAGCAGUUGCAACCUAAGAUUACCUACAGAAGAUUAAUGCAAGUUUCUCACAAAGUCUGGCAUCCAUAUUUUACCUGCCUAUAUAAUGCAUCUGAGCUGCUGCAUUGCUUCCAAAAAAUGACAGCUACAUCCCCUCCUUUGCCUGCCUUGACAUUGGUGACAAUUGCAGGAUUACACCAGAUAAACACUGCUUGUCUAGUUGCUGUUUUUGCAGCUCGCAGUGGAGGCAAAUGUUGGGGAUGAAUUGAGAUUACAUGGAGCAGAGCAUGGUGGCCCACGCAAACAGGCAGCAAGCCACGUUGCAGAGCUGAUAGACACUGGCAGAUCAGGUUUCAGCUCUCCCUGGUGCCUGUGGAGAGCAGCUCUUCCCAUUGUUCCCCAGACUGCUGUGGUUCAAGCCCAGCCAGCAAUGAAGCACCACACAGCCACUCGCUCACCCCACACACACACCCGUCUCCCAAGGGAUGGCAGAGGCCCCAGUGAGAUGGGAAGAGAAGAGGUAAGCAGGGGCCUUGUGGAUUGAGACAAGGGCAGGGGGAGCUCACUGCCAAUUAUGGUUUGGGCAAAACAGACUUAACUUAGAGAAGAAACAAAGAACAGUUCAAUCUACUACCAACUACAAUCAGAAGAGCCAGACAGCCAAAAACCAGAGCAGGAUGAUGAAAAAAUACAAACCAGCACUUCAAGAUCUCCCUCCCCCACCCCUCCCUUCUUCCUGAGCUCAACUUCGUGCUCCACAUAUCUCUACGUCCUCCCCGCUCAGCAGCACAGGGAGGCAGGGAAUGGGGAUUGCAGUCAGGCCCUCACGGUCCCCGUUGUUCCUUCUUCAGAGGAGGAGGAGGGCUUGUCAUGUUCUUCCCCUGCCCCAACGCAAGAUUCCUCUAAGAUGCAUUUUCUGUGGGAAGGAGCCCACCUCUCUGCUUGUACCUGGUCUGUGGAACCAUUUCUAUAGUAACAAAUAGGUGAUACAGGCAGUGGAAUGUCAUCAGAGAAUGGAGGUACAAAAGAAACCUCAUUAAAAUGUGACCAUCUCAGACACGUCACUGUAGGCACAGUAGGCACUGGGAAAAGGCCAUGCUAAGUCUCAUUACCUGCUGAGAUGUUUACCCUCCUAUAGCAGCAUCUCUCCCCUAGUUGACCAUCCAGCUGCCUCAGGUGAGGUCACUGGGAAGCACUGCUCUCUACCUUCUUGCUUCCGCACCCUCAAAAAGCUGUGACUCCAUUUGUUACCCACAUUCCAUGAGCCUUCAUGACCUGAGAGACACAGAGUUUGUUGGGACAUGGAACACAGACGCAUGGAGAGAGUUGGAAAGCCUGGACAAGCUCUCUUCACACAGCCCUUCUGUGGUUUUUAAUCACCUUCAUCUCCAUUCCCAGCUCACAGAUUUCUUUGCAUGGAGAAGCGGUGGUGGCAGCUGUGCUCAGCUUGUAGCUGCCCCUGUCCCGAGACAAACCCAAAGGCAAACAUCAGACCAGUGGGACAUGCAACGAACACGAUGGUGGGUGAGCCAGAGAGCAGGCUGGGAUUUCUCAUCACUUGCCUGAUGGUUGUGGGGCUGAAGGUACACCAGGCUGCUGUAAAACCUGGGUAUAAGGCAGCAAGUUGAACCAGCAGCCUUGCCAGCCCCUUGGCCCAGGGAUGGAGGCCUGCAGCAGAGGCAGGGUGGGUGGCUGUCAGCAUCCUCUUGCUGUAAGGCAGGGUGGUAAGGCUGUAGUGCUGCAGGGAGAAAGGCUCUUGCAGAGGAUGAAGUCUUUGCAGGAAAGAAAAUUCAGAAAGAUUUUUCCUCUCCCCUUUUUGCACAUAUUUAGCCAUUUUUAGUCCUUCCGCAGAGGUUAUUGAAACUUCAGUUUUGUAAGGGAAAUGAGCCACUGUUAAACGGCCUUCUGGAGGGUUUGAAAGCUGGCACUGCCUGCAUGAAGAGCUGGACUGUGUCUAACAUGCAACUUCCAGACCUCCUGGUACAUCCUGUAGCUGUGUGGGGACUGGGUUGGGAGGGUCAGCACUGGCCAUCAUGCCAAACAGCCAGGGCUUCCCAAACUGAAGAAUAAUCAGAUGGGAAAGUUGGGGAAGAAGCAGCCACAGUAGAAAGAUAACUAGUCUCCACAGGUAAUCCUCAGUAUCUGUGUCCAGUGGUUAGUCCUAGAGUUGCAAGCCUUGUUUUAUUGCACACAUCCUCCUUCCACUCCUCUUCUCUCAAAGCAGCCAUCACCUUUCCUCCUCCCUGCCCCACACACUGGCAGUGAGCAUCAGAGGCAGUUGCACCAAAGUGACUCUCAGCCCAAUCCUGCAUCCUCCUCUCUCGCUGGAGCCCAAGGCACCCCAGAUAGUCAUUGGCCAUCACAAGUCUCGUAACUCCGCUUGGUUUCUUUCCUUGUGUACCAUACCUUCUUUAGCAUGCGCUCUAGCAGGGCAGUACAGAGGGCUCUGACUGUGUCCCAGGAAGCUUCUUUGCCCCCUGGCAGCACCUUGCAGACAUGCACCUUAAUGGGAAUGUACUGGGUUGAUGCUGGUGAGGUCUGGCACUGCCAAUGUUGCAUGGGUGGCAGCUGAUGGGGAUCCACUGGGGAAGGCUGGCAGGAAGCAGCUACUGUCCCUUUUCUUUUCUUUUUUUGAGGGAGAAGGGGAUAUUUUUGGCAUUAUGAUUAUUGUCCACCUUCCAGUGGCCAAGUUCUGGGCUGCAUUAAUAAUUGGGGAACAUUGGCUGUCUGGGAAGGUAUGGAGCUUCGCACCAACCUUAGUAGCAAAUGUUGUGGCUGUAUCUGGAGCCUGGAUACAGGCUGCGUUUCUCCUGUGCUGGCAGAGUGCUUUCAGCAGGCUCCCAAUACGACAUUCCUGGCAGACAGGGAAACAGCACUCCUCCGAGUCUGGAUCAAAUCUGCACUUACAUUUUGUGCCCUUGACUUGGAAAAAAAACAACCCUCAACCCAAGCAAAUACUUCCCAGAUCUCCUUUCCCUGUGUGGUACCUCGUGCCCCAGGGGAGGGCGUGGUGGGAGGCAUUUCAGGAUCACCAAAAGCAAGAUCCUUUUUGGAUGUGUUUAAUGGAAAUAUCUUUCAGGAGGAGAGACCUCCCAACCUUUGUGUUAAUCUCGAGCAGGGGAUUAAUUUCCGGCUGUCCUUGCGUAUAGUGAAACACAGCUGAAACAGCCAAAUGCAAAGUAGAGUUAAAUGUAGGGUUUGACCUGAAUAACCUUUUAAUUAGGAAGAUAAAUUUGUUGUAGCUUGACCUUAGUCCGUGUUAGGAACCUGCUAAUCAUUUGACAUGCAGAGUGUAUUAAUGCUGCACUUAACUUGGCCAUUGGUUUUAUUAUCUGGUUUGGGGAGUUUUUUCACUCCCAAGGCAUCAGUCUGCAUUGUGUAUGGUUUUCUUUCUUCUCUUUUUUUUCCCCCCAUUCAGAACAUGUAGCACACUGUUGUACUUCUGUUCCUGUCUGUGUAGAGUAUUGCCUUAAACAGAUCAGUUGUGUUGUGGUUUGUUUUGGGUUUUCUUUUUUCUACCACCAGUUUUAUGCAUUAAUUUAUUUUAAAGAUGUGGGGUGUUGUGGUUUUUGGUUUUGGUUGGGGUUUUUUUUUUUCCAAAACGUAAACCAUGUAUAAUAUUUUUUUUUAACAUUUCCAUUUGCAGUAUUUAUCAUUGUUACUGGUUGUGUGUAGUGUAACAGAAUUAAUGAUAUUAAAAUGCAUACAUAUGAAAA